Hordeum vulgare subsp. vulgare (domesticated barley) is the source of this 3238-nucleotide messenger RNA. RefSeq names its product probable LRR receptor-like serine/threonine-protein kinase At1g53420. Bases 568 to 2715 code for a protein of 715 amino acids. NCBI's taxonomy places the organism in Eukaryota, Viridiplantae, Streptophyta, Magnoliopsida, Poales, Poaceae. The transcript is spliced from 13 exons. Gene Ontology annotation, molecular function: protein kinase activity; ATP binding. Gene Ontology annotation, biological process: regulation of DNA-templated transcription; protein phosphorylation. The record is from RefSeq and is a predicted model, not a curated record.
UCUGACAUCUUGUUAUUUCAAUAAUGCGGAUCUUAUUUAAAUGGAAGGUGAUAUGUUCAUGAUAGCAGACACAUGUGAUCUUUCUUUUUUUUCAAGCACAACAUAAUCAAAAUCACUCACGUACACGAGCAUACAUUUAAAAAAAAUACAAACACCAAUGUUAAAUCCGUGACUUAAACUUUAAUAAAAAAAUAUCAUUGUCUUGCUAAACAUCAAACCACAGUUCGCGAAGACACAUGUGGUCACUUCGUUAAUCUUCAAACUUCACAACUUUGACCACCCGAUCUUUCAUAAACGUUGCAUUUGUGGUGGGGUGAGUGUACGCGUGCACGCCUACAUCGUAAUCAGUUCUGGCACCCGCCGGAUGCUAGCUGAUUUGACGGAGGCGUAGAGAGCGGACGACAGAGCGCGCGAAGGCAUGGUCGGGAAUGGGAGGAGAACUUGGAACAGAAGAGGAGAAUUUCAGUUUGGGCUUCCGAUCGACUUGUUUAAUCGCGACAUGCCGACAUCCCGGAGUAAAAUGGCGGGCCACUGCCGUUCCAUUCGCCAGUGGCACCGGCGCCAGCCAUGGAAGCGGACGAGCUGCUGAAGAAGGUGCGGGUGCUGGAGGCAGGGCAGGCCGAGCUCAAGCGUGAGGUGGGCAGGCUCAUGCCGGACCGCCCCCGCGGCGCGCAGUCCGCGGCCCGCCGCCGCGCUUUCCGCGCGCGGCUCUCGUCGUCGUGGCAGGUCGCCGUCCGUGGCAGGUUGCCCGACAGGCACUGUCACUGGAUACUGCAGUCGCUGGGGCAGGCCGUGCACGUCAUCGCCCCCGACGGCAAGUUCCUCUACUGGAGCCGGUAUUCUGAGCAUAUGUUUGGUUAUUCUGCAUCAGAAGCAAUUGGUCAGGAUGCCGUUGAAUUAAUUGUUCAUCCCGCUGACUACGAUGCAGCAAAAAUUGUCAUCCAGAAAAUAUUUAGGGGGAAGUGUUGGAGAGGGAAGUUUCCUGUUAAGAACAAGUCAGGAGAGAGGUUUUUCAUUUUAAUCCAUAACAGCCCUUUAUACGACGACGAUGGUAGCUUGGUGGGCCUAAUUGGUCUGUCGCUUGAUGUACGGACAUUAGAGGAGAUAUUUAGUCCUUCAGGCUCUGCGGAAUCCUACCCAAGUACAACAAAGUCCCAGUUUCAUGCUAACAACCGGCCUAAAAGUGAUUCACUAAACAAAGGUUCUCUUCACUCACAGCAACCUCUUCGAUCUACUACCACCUCCAAGAUAGUAACUUUGGUUACCAGUGUGACAAGUAGAGUUCGUUCUCGAAAAAGGACAUGUCAGAAUAGCGAUAAACAGUAUGGUAGUGACUGUGAGGGCCAGUAUUCUGGACUUGAUCUCCUGACCGAGCUGGCAUCAAGUGAAGAAAACACCCGUAGUGGUGAUGUAGUGCAUCGUGCCUUUGUGGCUGAAGAGAAGUCCCCUGGCAAGUCGUGCAAAACAAGUAGUGAUGAUUCAGGAGAGGGAAAAUUAGGGUUUCACAAGAUAUUUAAUGCAAAGGCUGAGGCAUUAUUGGCCAAGAAGAGCAUAUGGCCUUGGAAAGGACAUGCAAUUGAUGGGAGUUCUGGAAAGAAUAACAUGAACUCAACACAGUUGCAUGAUAAGCAAGCGAAUGACCAGAAUCAUCAGAGAGUUGUGGUUCUAGAACCUUUCAUAAUUCCAGACAACCAAAACAAUGAAUACACUUGGGCUAGCAAAUAUGAGGUCUCAGGUUCCUGGUGGGAUUACAACAUGAACAGCGUGAGUAGCAUUAACAGCACUGGGAGUACUAACAGCAGCGGUAUUGAGGCAGUAGAUUAUGAGGCAGACUGCUUAGAUUAUGAGAUUCUCUGGGAAGACCUAGUAAUUGGAGAACAAGUAGGUCAAGGUUGUUGCGGAACAGUGUAUCAUGCUCUGUGGCAUGGCUCGGACGUGGCAGCUAAAGUAUUCUCCAAGCAGGAAUAUUCAGAAGAAAUGAUAAAUACCUUCAGACAAGAGGUAUCAUUGAUGAAGAAACUACGGCAUCCCAAUAUAAUACUUUUCAUGGGUGCAGUUCUGUCGCAGCAACGGCUUUGUAUUGUUACUGAAUUUCUCCCACGUGGGAGUUUGUUUCGGUUGCUCCGAACUAACAUCGGCAAGCUGGAUCCCAGACGGAGAGUUAACAUGGCUAUAGACAUUGCAAGGGGCAUGAGCUAUCUUCACAAUUCGAUUCCCACUGUUGUGCACCGUGAUUUGAAAUCGCCAAACCUGCUGGUUGAUAAGAAUUGGACUGUAAAAGUUGCAGACUUUGGUCUUUCACGUCUGAAACUUGAAACAUUUCUGACAACAAAAACUGGAAAGGGAACACCGCAGUGGAUGGCUCCAGAGGUGCUACGGAGUGAACCUUCAAAUGAAAAGUCUGAUGUAUUCAGUUAUGGAGUGGUCUUGUGGGAGCUUGUUACUCAGAAUAUUCCCUGGGAUACUUACAAUACAAUGCAGGUCAUCGGAGCCGUAGGUUUCAUGGAUCAUAGACUGGAAAUUCCAAGGGAUGUGGAUCCUCAGUGGGCAUCGAUGAUCCAGAGUUGUUGGGACAGUGACCCACAACGCCGCCCUUCGUUCCAAGAACUCCUUGAGAGGCUCCGGGAACUGCAAAAGCAAUACAAUGUUCAGGCGCAGACGAAGCGAAAAGAGGCUGGGAAAGUUGGUGGAAGUAUGAGUGUCAAAGAUAGCUAGCCUCACCACGCAAAAAAGAAGAAGGAAAGAUAGCUAGCCUCGUGUUUUAGUGGUGAUGGAUUAUGCAUGCAACCCUGGGGUUGAUUUAUCGGAUGGGAGCUCAGAAGGGUUUCAGGAUGUUUUUGAUGUUGCUACCAAGAGGGACGGCCAGAGAGGUGGUGCAUGGCUUCUCAAAUUGUAACCUUGAUUGAAGCUUUGGAACACGGGCGUCUCACCUCUCGUGAGAGGCAGUGGCGGAGCCAGGAAUGAAAUGGAGGGUGUGCACACCUAAUUUUUUUUCCUACCUAAUCCAAGUGUCACACAAAAGUUGGCAACAAUAUAAUACAUAUAGCUCAAAAGUCAGACAACAUUAUAGUUCCCAAAUGUACCAAAUUUGCAACGUUGCAAAUACAAAGUCUUACAUGGAUACAAAUAUGUAGCAAACUACUACACUAAGUAACUCUACGACGUUCCUUUGCCAUGAAAGCUUCAACUAUGUCGUCCUCGCUUACUUUCAAGAACACAUCUCGUUCAAUGAAUGUCA